AUGUUUUACUUACAAGGUUCUCAGAUGCUCCAGGUUUUGGAGAACUCCCUGAGGAAGCACCUGCCUGAGACCUUAAAGGUUUAUGGGACUGUCUUCCACAUGAAUAAGGGAAACCCAUUCAAGCUCAAGGCUCUGGUGGACAAGUGGCCUGAUUUUAAUACUGUUGUUAUUCGACCCCGGGAGGAGGACAUGGAAGAUGACCUGGACCACUACACCAACACUUACCUAAUCUACUCUAAGGAUCCCGAGAAUUGUCAGAAGUUCCUCAGCUCAUCAGAAGUCAUUAACUGGAAACAACAUCUACAAAUUCAAAGUUCACAGUCAAGCCUGGACAAAGUGAUAGAAACUCUUGGAGCCAUUAAUUUGGGCAAGGUCAAGCAUACACAGGGCUCUCUCUUUAUGAUACUUGAAACAGCAAAGAAACUGGCUCCUUCCUUGGUGGAUGGGAAUAAGUUUGUACGCAGCAGUGACAUGUCCAAGCCCAUUAAUCAAGAGUUGUUCAAACUCAGCUCCCUGGAUGUUACACAUGCUGCAUUGGUGAAUAGCAUCUGGCAUUAUGGUGGCAAUGAGAAAAGUCAGAAGUUCAUUGAGCGCUGUAUCCACACCUUCCCCAACUCCUGUAUUAUGGGGCCUGAGGGGAUUCCCGUGUCCUGGGGCCUGAUGGACCACACUGGAGAAAUGAGAAUGGCAGGCACCUUGCCUCAGUACCGGAACCAGGGUCUCGUUUACCAUGUUGCCUUCCACCAGAUUCAGACUCUAAAUGAUCUUGACUUCCCUAUGUAUGCACAUGUGGAUAAAGCUAACUUCACCAUGCAGAGAGUGGCUGCCAGGCUGGCUCAUGUCCCCAUGCCCUGUACUUGGAACCAGUGGAAUUAUGAGCCUCUAUGA
This is a messenger RNA of Chionomys nivalis (European snow vole), 888 nucleotides long. RefSeq names its product glycine N-acyltransferase-like protein Keg1. NCBI's taxonomy places the organism in Eukaryota, Metazoa, Chordata, Mammalia, Rodentia, Cricetidae. The transcript has 5 exons. Gene Ontology annotation, cellular component: mitochondrion. The record is from RefSeq and is a predicted model, not a curated record. Gene Ontology annotation, molecular function: glycine N-acyltransferase activity. The coding region runs from base 1 to 888 and encodes 295 amino acids.